Molecule: messenger RNA, 7244 nt
Organism: Neoarius graeffei (lesser salmon catfish)
Lineage: Eukaryota; Metazoa; Chordata; Actinopteri; Siluriformes; Ariidae
Gene: col24a1
Product: collagen alpha-1(XXIV) chain
Exons: 60
Coding region: 433-5415 (1660 amino acids)
Molecular function (GO): extracellular matrix structural constituent
Source: RefSeq, a predicted model, not a curated record
CCGCUGCCCGGAGCGAGAGAGAGACAGAGAGAGAGAGAGAGAGAGAGAGAGAGAGCGCUUCCCACCUCCCUCCAGAGGAGCUGCUGCAUUACCGAACCCCGGCUUUAUUGUUCUACGAAUUCGGUUCUUGCACGUGCGCGCACGACCGACACCGAUCACAUCCUAAGAACAUCCCGGCGCGCGCGCGCCUUCAUCGGAGGGGAUUAGGAGGUGUGAAGUUUUCCCGAGAGAGAGAGAAAGGGAGGAGGAGAGGAGAGGAGGAGAGGAGAGCACCUCAAUCUCUGGCUUGAGGGAAAUGAGGAGAGUUUGAGGCGCGCGUGCUUUUUCUCCCCCUCACCGGCCGCCACAGAGCUCCGGCUCGCGCUCCCGGUCUCAUCUGGCGCGCGCUUCCGCUUUCCCCCAGGACUCUGCUGCACGGACAGAUGCAUACAAAUGCAUUUAGGAGCCCAACGGACAAGGGGCGGCCGCGUUACACAAACGAGAGCCCUCCUUCUGCUCCUGUCAGUAUGUUUCACUAUGUUAUCUGCAGAAGAACAUUCACAAACUCAAGGUGUAGAUCUUAUUCUCCAGCUGGGCCUGUCCAGCCACAGAGACAUGACCCACUCCUCUUGGAUGAUGACCUCACCCCCCCUUAUUUCUUCCCUCCCAUCUCUCUCUAUCCUUCCCCCUGGUGUCGGGGUGACUCUGGACCAUGAUGCCAUGAUUGAAGCCCCUGUAGCAAGUGUCCUUCCCGCAGGCAUGGAGAAGGAGUUUUCCCUGAUAGUGAGCCUCAACUCCAAGCGUGCUACCAAUGCCUUCCUGUUCAGCGUUCGGGACGGAAUGGACCGGCUCCAGUUUGGUCUGCAGCUUCUGCCCAAUCGGGUGGUGGUGUACACUGGUGACAAAGCAUCCGUGUACUUCAGCUAUGAAGCACAGGAUGGAUGGUGGCACUCAUUUGCAGUGGCAGUGCAUCCACGCUCUGUGUCAUUCUUUGCCCAAUGUGGGGAGCUACACUAUAGUGAGGAGACACUGACCAGGCCGCGAAUGGUGGUCUCAAAUGGCUGGGUGGCCAUCGGAAGGAUGAGCUCCAGAGCGGCACAGUUUGAAGGCUCUCUGUGCCAGCUGGAGAUAUAUCCAUCAGCACAGGUUGCAGCACAUUACUGUAACUAUGUUAAAAAAACCUGCAGACUGGCAGACACUUUCCGAUCUCCAUUCCCUUCCACAUCGUCCUUCCUAAUGCCCCCUAUAUCCUCUGCCACUCCCUCUGACACACACACACAAAACCCAGCCAAGUCCACACUCAGGAACGCUAUAGGCAAAAUUAACCCUACAACUGCCUCCUUUUGGAAUGCACUGAGAUCAAGUACCACUAGAACUGCUGGUCCAUCUCCGAGCCCCUUCAGGUCAACGCAAUCCCCAGAUCUUACUCCAAGGACUACUACGAGCACCCCUCCAAGUGAAGGUAGACCCUAUGAGGAGAACAACACUGAGGAUCAGUGGCUACUGGGAAGACCUCGUGCCACUCGGGCCACUCCAAACCUGAUCUCUCACCACAGGAAAAACAAGCUGAGUAACGGCAAUGGCUCCCAAAAUCUCUCAGAGCCUCAAAGGAAGCCGAAUAGUGCAACCUUAUACAGACAGCAAGGGUACAACAACCAAAUGGAACGGACUGAGGAAUAUGGCGAGGAACAGACAUAUGACUCAGGGGUAUACGGAUACGAGUAUGGAUUUGAGGAUGGAGACUAUUUUUUGAACUAUGAUGAUUUUGACGGUCUCAAAGGGGAUCCAGGCCCUCCGGGUUCUCCCGGUCCCCCCGGUCUCCCUGGGCCAGCUGGAAAGAGAGGACCACGGGGUCCUCGUGGUCCUCCUGGGAUUCCUGGCUCUCCUGGAUUACCUGGCCCCAAGGGUGCAAAAGGUGAUCCUGGGUUGUCCCCAGGUCAGGCGACGAAAGGAGAAAAGGGUGAGAGAGGACCACCAGGUCUACCAGGCCAUAAAGGUUUUCUAGGUCCAGUGGGUCCCAAAGGCUAUCCAGGACCACCAGGUUAUCCAGGAGAGCAGGGUUUGCCAGGAUUGCCGGGCUUGGUCGGGGCGGCAGGUUACCCUGGCAGGCAGGGACUGGCAGGCCCAGAGGGAAACCCAGGCCCUAAAGGUGUCAAUGGUUUUAUCGGACCCCCAGGAACACUAGGAGCACCGGGCAUACAGGGAGAAAGAGGGAUGCCAGGAGCUGUGGGAAAGAAGGGACCCAAAGGAAGACGGGGUGUGAUUGGAGCCGUCGGGGAAAGGGGUCGUCCUGGGCCUGACGGGAAUCAGGGACCUGUUGGAGCAACUGGCACUGGUGGCUUCCCAGGCCUCAGAGGCCAUCCUGGGCCUGAGGGACCUCGUGGACUACCUGGCAUUGUAGGACCUCAGGGCCUGCCUGGAGGUGUGGGACCACCUGGAUUGAAAGGUGAUAAGGGAGAACCUGGAUUACAGGGGGAACCAGGAGAGAAUGGCUACCAGGGUGACAAGGGGGCUACAGGUAUUCCUGGACCACCAGGCCCACGUGGAAAACCCGGACCAAUGGGGAAAACAGGUGACCUAGGUGUCCCAGGACCACCAGGACCUCCUGGACCUGAGGGAUUUCCUGGAGACAUUGGUGUUCCUGGUCCCAACGGCCCUCCAGGCCCAAAGGGUGUUCAGGGAGCAAGGGGACCACCAGGGCCUUUGGGGCCAAAGGGAACAGAGGGAGAUGAAGGUACUUUGGGUCCACCUGGCAGUCCUGGCCCAACUGGCAGGCCUGGAAGGAAAGGUUAUAUUGGUGAUCCAGGACCUGAAGGACUGAAGGGUGAAGUCGGCGACCAGGGAAAUGUCGGCAAGAGCGGCCCUCCAGGAGAAGAAGGACUUCCAGGAAUUCCAGGAGUGGCUGGCCCACCCGGGGAAAAAGGAGAUCGUGGUCCAGCAGGGCCUUUGGGCCCCCCAGGAGAAAAGGGUUCAAUGGGCUAUCCAGGCUUGCCAGGAAGUCCUGGAGAUGUUGGUCCACAAGGCCCACCUGGUCUGACAGGUCCGAGGGGUGCUCAGGGUGUUCCUGGGACAAAAGGAAGGAGGGGGCCAAGAGGAGCUGAUGGACCACCUGGAGAGCCAGGACCAGAGGGCAUCAAGGGAGAAAAGGGUGAGCCAGGCCAGAAAGGAGCUACAGGGUUUGUUGGCAAAGCAGGAAGUCCAGGGAAACGAGGCUCUCCAGGGCCACCGGGUGUUGCAGGUCCACCUGGAAGUUCUGGUGAAAGAGGACCUCAUGGUGAACCUGGACCUAAAGGUCCACCUGGGGAAGCAGGAACAAAUGGAGAGCAAGGACCUGAGGGGCUUCCAGGACCUGAAGGUGAACAGGGACCUGCUGGAGAACCGGGAUUCAAGGGUGUAAUCGGACCUGUGGGUGCUGAAGGGGAGCAAGGGCAAAAAGGUGUAAGGGGGCCUCCAGGUCCACCAGGAGAAGAUGGACCUCAGGGAAAGGACGGCCAAAAGGGUGAACAAGGAGACUGCGGUGCAAGGGGAGAGCCUGGAGAAAGGGGCAAGGUCGGUGACCCUGGCCCUCUGGGACCUCCUGGAAACGCUGGCGCAAAAGGAUUCCCGGGACCGGAAGGAAAACAAGGACCACCAGGAAAACAUGGACGUCAUGGAAAGAAGGGUGACCAGGGUCCCCUGGGUCAACCAGGAGAGAUGGGUUCUGCUGGCGAAACUGGACAGGAAGGAGAGCCAGGACUGAAAGGAGUUCGUGGAACUAGAGGAUCACAGGGUCAACCCGGAGUUAUGGGACCGCAGGGAGAACCAGGAAUGGAAGGGUACACAGGUCAUGUUGGCAAACCUGGUCCACUUGGACCCCCAGGACCUAAAGGUGAAAAGGGUUAUCCAGGAGAGGACAGCAGGACUCCAGGACCACCGGGGCCCUUAGGUGAACCAGGUCCUCCAGGUGAGAAAGGUGAUAGAGGAGAUCCAGGAGAUAACGGAUAUCAGGGUCACGUUGGGGUCCCAGGUGCUCGGGGGUCAGUGGGACAGCAGGGGGCACCAGGAUUACCUGGACUGCCUGGAGAAACAGGACCUAAAGGGGAUAAAGGAACUCAGGGACAGCCAGGAAAAAACAGUCCUCGGGGUCAGGCAGGUUCUCCUGGUUUCGAGGGAUCUGUAGGUUUUCCAGGGCCCAAAGGGAUGAUGGGAUAUCCUGGACCUGAUGGUCCUCCAGGGUUGCCCGGGCUACCAGGACUGCCUGGUCUGAUUGGACGCACAGGUCAGCAUGGCACGACAGGCAUUGAGGGGAGGGCGGGACUUCCUGGUCCACGUGGUGAGCCUGGGCCUCCUGGUGCAAUUGGAGACAGAGGAGAGCCUGGGAUACAGGGAGAGAAAGGUUUAACGGGCAACAGGGGGCGAGCAGGUGCUAAGGGCUUGCAGGGUGCACCUGGAGACCAGGGCAGAAAGGGCAAUCCUGGGGUCAAAGGUCAACCGGGGGAAGUUGGAGACCCAGGCAUCUUAGGACUUCAGGGUUUCCCUGGACCAAAGGGGCCGAGUGGAGAUUUAGGCUUUGCUGGAGUUCCAGGGCCCAAAGGGCCACUGGGCACACUGGGUUUCACAGGGCCUGUUGGUCCAGUUGGGAUGAUCGGUCGAGUCGGAAGACCUGGUCCUCAGGGUCCUAAAGGAGGAACAGGAGAGAUGGGACCCCAGGGGCCACGUGGUAGUCCAGGACUGAGGGGUCCUCCAGGUGCUCCAGGACCGUCGAGACGUAUGCGUGGGGGAGGAGUCAUGCGGACCAUCGUAGGAUCCAACACACAAGUGUAUGAGAACUACCAGAACAUCGAGGCAUCCGAGCAGAACGCUGAGGUCCUCAGGACUCUGCAGUACCUGAGCGCCAUCGUCUCUGACAUCAGGACCCCAGCAGGCACCCGGGAAAACCCCGCCCGCUUCUGCAAAGACCUGCUGGACUGCAAGCCCAACAUGGCCGACGGAAUGUUCUGGAUCGACCCGAAUCUCGGCUGCUCGUCUGAUGCCAUCCAGGUGUUCUGUAACUUCACAGCUGGAGGCCAGACCUGCCUUUACCCCCUCGCUACAGAUAAGGUGGCGCUUGGGGUCAGUAAGGUCCAGAUGAAGUUUCUGCACUUGCUGAGCAUUGAAGCCACUCAGUCCAUCUCACUCUACUGCUACAGUGAGCCAGACACCACCUCCAUCACCACCUCUAGCAAUGUGCGCUUCUAUGGCUGGAACAGCCAGGUGCUCGAGAGGAGGUCCAUACCACACCAUCACGUGCUCCAGGACGAUUGUGGGGUACGUGACGGCCGAUGGCACCGCUCUCGUUUCCUGCUGCACACUCAGGACCCGACGCUGCUCCCGGUUGUGGAUGUGCAGGGUUUCCAGCCCCGAAGCACAGGGCCUGAGCAGCACCACCUGGAAGUCGGACAUGUCUGCUUCCUGUGAGCCACUUCCUCCUCCUCUUCCUCCUCUCACCUGUGAAACAACUGAAGGACACACGUUUCAAGAUGGCUGCCCGCAAAGCUGGGUCGCCAAAGAGCGCUGUGCUACCGCCACCCCAUUGUAGCUUCCCAAGGGUCCUAAAGCCUGACCCAUACAGGGAAAACACCCUGUUUAAACUAAAGAAGAAGGCGAGUUGAAAUGAAGCAGCUCGCUUCCGUCGAGUGUGGGGUUUUUUUUUCGUCAGUUGAAUAUGGUUAUGCUCAGCUUGUGUUAUCCGAGUCCACUGGCUGGGUUUUCAGAACUUUUUUUUUUCUAGGUUAAAAUUGAGAUACUCAAAUUUGCUGAUUUUCGGAUAUUUUUGAGAAAAAAAUCCAGUCCAGGAUCUAAUAAAUAAGUAGAGAAUUCCAAAAAAGGGCAUUUCAGCUCAGUUGUGGUAUAAAUAUCUGAAUCAAAUGAACAAACAAGAUCAGGUGACCUAAUAUUAUCACAGACACAGAUAUAUUUUUAUUAUUUUCAUCAUUAUUACAAUUCGUUUGGCAUCUGCAACAAAUUAAAACAUGAUCAACAGUGAGAUGGGCGAGUUUAGCUAAAUUUAGCUAACUAGCUAAUGUUACGUAUUAGCUUUCAAUGACAAAUUCCUCCUUCCCUUAUAUGUAGUUGAUCAGGCAAGGCAUGUUUGCCAAGUGCAAUAAAACGGUUCCUAAGUAUUAAUAAAUAAUUGCGAUUCCCAUACUGAGCCAAACAAUUGUACAGAUCUGACCGUUAGCAUGAAUGUUUCGAAAUAUUACCAUUAGCCUCGCGUUGCAUUUGAGUAAGGCUACCUAAGUAGAAAGCAUUCUUAGGCAGCCGAAAUAAAUUCAGACAAGUUUCAUAUUAAGGAAGGUGAAGACAAGGCCGUAAUUUGCUUUACUGCAGUACUACGAUAGUUUAAAUGUUUAAUGUUGGCACAUGUCCAUUCAGGGCUACACGUAGCCUUAUUAGUUAUAUUGAUGCAGCUCAUAGAUCAUCGCACUCUGUUGAUAUAUACAUGUGUCCUGCUUGUUAAGUCCUCCUGCACUGUACCGUUUCUCUCAUUUCCUGCAUUAACUCAUCAGCAUUGAUACAAUUAGCUUGGGAAUGAGUAGACGAGUCAAAUUAGCUGGGGUUUUAAUCCCAAAAGUUAGAAUCCAGCCAUCGUAGGCCUUCGGUCAAUUGGGAAACACUGUUUUGGCCCUGCUGGCAUUUUCCCAAAAACAAUUCUCGUCCACAUUAAAGUGAAGCAUAAAAAUGUCAGUAAGAGCAUGCUGGGCAUGCACACUUUUCAUUCUUUUGACACUAUAUAAAUCUUCACUUCUGUACAUAUCACGCAAAGCACUCAAACUUGAAAAGAAAUAUACCUAGAAGAGAAAAGUGAAUCCCAGUGAGUCUCACCAUCUUGGAAUUGAAGUGUUUUCACAGGUUUUAGUAGGGCAGCAUUCUAGGACUAGUGCUCGGGUUCUAGGACUAAGUUUGUGAAGACUAGGUCUCAGUUUAUAAGACUUCAAGUCAUAAGAAGUCUGUUGCUAGGCAACUGGGAAAUACAGCAGCGAAGCAAAAGCUUGCUAAUAACCAAGGCUAAUCUUGACUUCAGUUACCAUUACGUUUGAUAUGUGGAUAGUGUAAACGCGUGGAAACAAGACAAAUUUAUCAGGAAUGUCAGUGUUUUCCCUCAGACCUGCUGUUAAUUUGUAUUGAAAAUACUUUGUUAAAAUGACACUGUAAUGAACAUGGAGAGUUAAAAAACUUCCUCAAUUGUUAGUUUUUUCUUUUUUAUCAGACAUCUAAUUUUUUAGGUUUGUUUACCUGACAUGUUU